AUGCGAAUACAAUCGAGCCUCUCAUCGUGGUUCCUCUCCUCCGCUCUCUUCACCGGUCUAGCCUCGGCGUCAGGAUCGUUCGACUGCCGUAAUAUCAUCGCAGAGGGGAUCAAAUACGACCUCUACGGCUUGCACGGCGUGCACACGAUCUACCAUGUCGACAAGGCGGAAGACUACAUCGUGAACACGACCUACGUGCUGGACAUCUGCAAGGCGCUCGGCAAGGCCUCGAUCCGGGGGGAUCUGAAAUGCGGGACUUCGAAGAAUAUCUGCGGAUUCCAGUACAAGUAUACCCCCGACGGCUCGGAGGAGAUCAGCCAUGCCUUCCCCAUUGCCGGACUGGACCCCCUGGGUCACGGCAGCAAGGACGCCGAGGUCACGCGGCUGAAGGGAGAUGGGCAGGAAGGGCUCCUGGUAAAACUGGCGGGGGGCGAGUACAUCGACAAGGACAAGAAGAAGAAGGAUGCACGGGCGGUGAUUGAGUUCCAAUGUGAUCCCGAUCGGUCAGGCCUGGAGGGGUUGUCUUCUGUGGAGGAGGAAGAGGAGGAGGAGGAGACGCGCCGGCGGUUGGUGGUGCGGGAGGAUGAAGGCGACAAGAACAAGGAGAAGGACAAGGAGAAGACGGACCCGAAUGACGGGUCGGAUCCCUCGCGCAGCUUGCAGUUUGAGAGUUUCGGGCCCGCGGACGACGAUGCGUACGUGUUGAAGCUGAAGUGGCGGACACGGUAUGCGUGCGACAAUUAUGUCCGCGAUAGGAAGGGCGACGGAUCGAGCCAUUGGGGGUUCUUUACUUGGUUGAUAAUCAUCCUCUUCCUCUGCGUCGCCGCGUACCUUAUUUUCGGCUCCUGGCUCAACUACAACCGCUACGGUGCCCGUGGCUGGGACCUCCUCCCGCACGGCGACACCCUCCGUGACAUUCCGUAUAUUUUCCAGGACUGGCUCCGACGGGUCAUUAAUACGCUCCAAGGGAGCGGGUCGAGAGGCGGUUACAGCGCGGUUUGA
This is a messenger RNA of Aspergillus fumigatus Af293, 1002 nucleotides long. Its product is annotated as putative autophagy protein Atg27. NCBI's taxonomy places the organism in Eukaryota, Fungi, Ascomycota, Eurotiomycetes, Eurotiales, Aspergillaceae. The record is from RefSeq and is a predicted model, not a curated record.